AUGGCUCGCCCCAGGGCAGCGCGAUGGAAUCCCUUCGCGUUCAAUCGCUUGCCAGUGACGAUUGCCGUGACUCUUAUCUAUGUCGCACUGAUAAUUCCGCUCAUUGUUGUCGAGCAUGUUCUCCCUCCAAUCCCGACCUCGAACCCGAAAGGCCUAGACUUGCACGAAGCAUGGCAAGAUCUACAGCAUUUGACAAGCGGGUUUCAUCCGUACAAUUCUCGGAAUAAUGACGACGUGCGGAGCUGGCUGUUGAGUCGCAUUGAUGAGAUAUUGAACGAAAAUGCGGCGGCGGCGCGCGAUGUAAAGAAAGCCCAGGGAAAACAAGAGCGGAAUGCCCCUCAGACCUUUGUCUUUGAUGACAAUCAAUCGAAUUUGACCGUUGUUCAGUCGCACCUUGGGGUAUAUUUCGAGGGUACAAAUAUCAUGGUAUAUAUUCGUGGUCGCGAGGAUGAUAAGAGAGAGUGGUGGAAGGAACCAGGCCUCAGCCCUUCAGGAAAAGGUGGAGUGCUUGUUAAUGCUCAUUAUGAUAGUGUUUCGACUGGUUAUGGCGCUACUGAUGACGGUGUUGGUGUUAUUUCAUGUCUGCAACUCAUCAAGUACUUCACCACGCCGGGACAUGAGCCUCUACGAGGACUUGUUGUGCUUUUCAACAAUGGGGAGGAAGACUUUUUGAAUGGUGCACGUGUCUAUAGCCAGCACCCUAUCUCAAAAUUGGCUCACACAUUCCUGAAUCUUGAAGGCGCUGGAGCCGGUGGGCGGGCGACGUUGUUUCGCAGCUCUGAUACCGAAGUUAGUAGGUUCUACGGACGAUCUCCAUACCCAUUUGGCAGCGUGUUCUCGGAUGCUGGAUUCAAAUCUGGCAUGAUCAGAAGCCAAACGGAUUAUAUUGUCUUCGAGGGCGACAUGGGCCUGCGUGGUCUGGACGUUGCUUUUAUGGAGCCCCGAGCCAGGUAUCACACGAAUCAAGACGAUGCUAAGCAUACUAGCCAGCAGUCUGUCUGGCAUAUGUUGUCUGCUGCAGUUGCUACAACUGAGGGCUUAGUCUCGGACACCAGUCGCGAUUUUGAGGGUCGUCCGCAAGGGCCUGGAAAGGUGCCCAGCGGAACUGGCUCCGUAGCUGUCUGGUUUGAUUUAUUUGGCACCGCAUUCGCAGUGUUUGAACUACAUACCCUCUUCGCACUUUCGGUCACCCUGCUUAUUGUAGGCCCCCUGACAUUGUUUAUCACAAGUAUUAUUCUAGCCAACCAGGAUCGCAUGUACUUGUUUGGCAUUUCCGUUUCGGUUGACGACGGCUUUGGCAAUGUACCACUACGAGGCUGGAGGGGUUUCUUCCGAUUCCCAUUUAUCUUUGUCAGUACUACUGCAAGUGUUGUGGGUUUGGCUUACCUAUUGGCCAAAAUCAACCCCAUGAUCGCUCAUAGCAGCGAAUAUGCAGUCUGGAGCAUGAUGAUUUCAGCGUGGGUUUUUGUCGCGUGGUUUUUAUCCCGUAUUGCAAAUUUUGCUCGACCCUCAGCUUUGCACCGUAUAUACGUCUUGACUUGGAUGUUCAUAUUGACUUGGGUACUCCUUGUGAUUACUACUGUGUACGAAAACCGGGAUGGUAUUGCAAGUGGCUAUUUUGUCCUUUUCUAUGCUUUUGGGACUUUUUUGGCAACGUGGAUUUCUUACCUGGAGCUUUUCUCUUUACCUGGGAAGAGCGAAUACGCCAACAGAUUGAACGGACAGACGUCUUCAAGACGGACAAGUCUCGGUGGCAGUCGUCUUAUGACACCCAGUGCAGAAUCUGUUAAUCAACAUCAAGAGGACGAGGAGCCUACCGAGUCAACGUCUCUUCUGCGAGGGAACCGAACAACCUUUGCCAAUUACACGCGAUCUGGAGAGGAUGAUGGUGAUGCAACCACGUCAGCGACUGAUGAAUUCGAAACACGAGACUUCAAUGUAUACGGCUACGAGCAGCCUUGGAGCGCAAAUAUGCCUAAAUGGACGUGGCUCCUGCAGUUUCUUCUGAUUGCUCCCAUUGUGAUCAUUCUCAUUGGGCAACUCGGUCUCCUUGUCACAGCAGCUGUCAACCAAACCGCGCAGGACGGCAGUUCUGCUCUAAUGCCGUAUCUGAUAAUCUCCGCCUUUACUACGCUACUUCUCGCCCCUACUCUUCCCUUCAUCCAUCGAUACACAUACCACGUGCCCACUUUCUUGUUCUUUGUGUUCGUUGCUACCCUGAUUUAUAAUCUUACGGCAUUUCCUUUCUCAGGCAACAAUCGACUGAAGCUCUUUUUCUUGCAAGAAGUGGACCUUGAUAGUGGUAUGAACCGUGCAUCCUUGCUCGGUAUUUCCCCGUUUGUCAACGAUGCUGUUGCAUCGAUACCCAGCACCUAUGGUCAGAAUGUAUCCUGCAUCUCGAAGCUAGAUAGAACGGAAUGCUCCUGGGAGAGCAUUAUGCCGCACGUUAUUACUAAACCCGGUUCCGAAGAGGAAGAGCCCCCACUAAACGAAUGGGUGAAAUACAGCGCCACGCGACUUGUAUCGGGGCAGCCAAACAGAAACAACCGUGCACAGAUCCAGAUAGGCGGCUUGAAUACGCGUGGCUGCGUGCUGUUGUUUGAUAAACCCCUUUCUCAAUUCCACGUCGCUGGUUCGGCGAUUGAUAACCGAUUCCCGAGUAAUCCGUCCCCGGAAGAUGAAGGGGGUAUUCGAGAGAUUCGCUUGUGGAGCCGCACUUGGGGGAAUGAAUGGAUUGUAGAUGUUGAGUGGACUCCAGAGGAGGAUGAUAAUACAGAUACUCUGACUGGGAAAGCGACCUGUCUCUGGAGCGAUGCAAAUACGCCGGGGUUGAUUCCGGCGCUCGAUGAAGUUAUCCAGUAUAGUCCGGACUGGACUGCCAUUACGAAGAUCGAUGCUGGGUUGGUGAAAGGAAGUCGAUCUUUCGAGGCGUGA
Molecule: messenger RNA, 2934 nt
Organism: Talaromyces atroroseus
Lineage: Eukaryota; Fungi; Ascomycota; Eurotiomycetes; Eurotiales; Trichocomaceae
Product: Vacuolar membrane protease
Exons: 1
Coding region: 1-2934 (977 amino acids)
Biological process (GO): proteolysis
Molecular function (GO): metalloexopeptidase activity
Source: RefSeq, a predicted model, not a curated record